Pantherophis guttatus is the source of this 3349-nucleotide messenger RNA. The record is from RefSeq and is a predicted model, not a curated record. Lineage: Eukaryota; Metazoa; Chordata; Lepidosauria; Squamata; Colubridae.
AGGAGGAGGUGAACGAGGGAAACGCCCCCUUUCCCUCUUGACCUUCCUUGACGUCCGCCGGCUUUUCUCACGGUGCUAUGCCGCGCCCUCUAGCGGUGGUCCAGAGUUUUGCUCAUUGAUCUCUCCUCCAGAACCCGGAGGAAACCGCAUCCGCAAGCGGCAGGUUGGGCGAAGCAAGCGCCGCGGGAAGAUCGGCUCUCCCUUUGUCAUGGAAAGGAAGCUGGCCCGGGAAUUCAGGCACAAGGUUGACCUCUUAAUCGAUAGUGAAGCAGAGAAAGAUUAUCUGUAUGAUGUACUGCGGAUGUACCACCAAUCAAUGAAUCUUCCAGUAUUGGUUGGUGAUCUGAAGUAUGUAAUCAAUGAUCCCAGUCGACUACCAUUGUUUGAGGCCAUUUGUCCUCUUAUCCCAUUAAAACACCAAGUGGAAUAUGAUCAGUUGACACCUAAACGAACAAGGAAACUGAAAGAAGUGAGAUUGGAUCGUCUGCAUCCUGAAGGCCUUGGAAUAAGUGUGCGAGGAGGUGCUGAAUUUGCUUGUGGCCUGUUUAUUUCACAGCUAAUAAAAGGAGGACAAGCAGACAAUGUUGGACUUCAGGUUGGAGAUGAGAUCGUUCGAAUAAACGGUUACUCUAUUUCUUCAUGCACUCAUGAAGAAGUCAUCAAUCUUAUACGCACAAAGAAAACAGUAUCUAUAAAAGUGCGACAUGUUGGGAUGAUACCCGUUAAAAGUUCCCCAGAUGAACCUCUCAAGUGGCAAUAUGUAGAUCAGUUUGUAUCUAAUCCUGGGGAUGGUCAAAACAGCAUUGCAGGUCUUGCAUCAUCCGGAGGAAAACAUCAUAAAGAAAAGAAGGUUUUCAUUAGCCUAAUUGGUACAAAGGGCAUGGGAUGCAGUAUUUCCAGUGGCCCUACACAAAAACCUGGCAUUUUCAUAAGCAACGUUAAACCAAAUUCUUUGUCUGCUGAAGUAGGGUUGGAGGUUGGUGAUCAGAUUGUUGAAGUAAAUGGUACAGACUUCUCUAAUAUGGAUCAUAAGGAGGCUGUGAAGGUGUUGAAAAGCAGUCAAACCCUGACAAUCACUGUUGUAACUGGAGCUGGCAAGGAACUGUUUAUGACUGAGGAAGAGAGGCAAAGGGAAGAAUAUAACCAUGAGAUGGAGCGCCAAGAGUUAAUGCGUCAGAAGUGGCUUGCCCUGGAAACCAACAAAAUCCUGAAAGAACAGCAAGAAAAAGAAAAACUGCGGAAAAUGGAGAUUGCACAGAAGGCUACUGAGGAAGAAGAACGAUAUCGUAAAGAAAUUGAACAGAUAAAGGCAGAGGAAGAGAAGUUCAAAAAGCAGUGGGAGGAAGACUGGGGUCAUAAAGAACCACUAAAGGCUGCCAAAACUGUAAUUGCAGAAGUACAUUCUCCACCUCGUCCUAAACAUCGAUCUUUUGGAUGGUUCUAUCGGUAUGAGGGAAAAUUUCCUACUAUUCGCAAGAAAGGGAAAGAAAGAAAAAAAGCAAAAAGUGACAGUCUUAGUGAACAGAAGAAAAGCAAAAUGCAACUGGAGUUUGAACUAAAACUUCUCAAGGAAAAAGAAGAGAAGUUGGAAAGAGAAAAACAGUUGAAAAUCAGCCGAUUGGUUCAAGAGGUGUCUGAGACUGAACGAGAAGAUUUAGAAGAAUCAGAAAAGACUCAGCAUUGGGUGGAAAAGCUCUGUCAAACACGUUUAGAACAAAUCUCCUCGGUGGAGAAUGAUUCUCCUGAGCAAUUUACUCCAGGCACCCCUGCCCAGCGUCAUCCAGAUGUACCUAUAGUAUCCAAACCAAUUAUGCUGCAUCCUGACCACAAUAUUGUAGUCAGACCAACAACCAAAUCAGAAGCUCUGCCUCAAGAGAUGUUUAAAAGGAUGGUGGUUUACAAUUCAUCAUUUAAAACUAACAAAAAACAAGGCUUCCAAAAAUAUGUGGAGGACUUUGAUCCCUAUACCAUGUUUUCACCAGACCAGAUUAUGGGAAAAGAUGUACGACUCCUUCAUAUAAAAAAGGAAGGAUCAUUAGACCUUGCAGUAGAAGGUGGCAUUGAUUCCCCAGUUGGAAAAGUAAUGGUGUCUGCUAUUUAUGAGGGUGGUGCUGCAGACAAGCAUGGAGGUAUUGUGAAAGGAGAUGAAAUAAUGGCUGUAAAUGGCAAGGUUUUGUUGGAUGCUAAACUGGAUGAAGCUCGGGCAGCUCUUGCGAAAGCAUGGAAUGUGGGAGGGGAUUGGAUUGACUUGGUCAUUGCAGUGUCCCCUCCCAAGGAUUAUGAUGAUGAAAUGACAUUUUUUUAACAAAAUGAGAGAUACCAAAUACAUCUUUUGAAGAAAGCUACCAAUGAAUCAUCAUUCUUACCAAGCUACAAAUCUUGGUACAAAAAAAGUACAAAAGAAGAAGUACAAACAAGAAGAACACAAGAUAAAUCAAGUGACUCAGGCCAAUAUGCUUUUACAACAAUGUAUCAUGUCAUUUCCUCCCAUAAGCUAUUACUGUUGCCCAGUUAUACAGUAACAUAUAUAGGCAAAAAUUCACUGUACGUGAUAAAAAAAACCAAAUGCUAAUUUUAAAAUGAAGUGCAAUUCAUACAAAAUCUUAUAGUAACUGUCAUUAUUACAAUGGAGAGAGUCAUUUUUUUCCAUAAGUAAUAUAUUUAUAGUCCCAUACAUAACUGAACAGAAAUAAAGUGAAAUCAGUGGGACUUAUUUUCCAGAAUAUAAAAAUUGUGGGGAGACAUGAAAAAAGAAAGAUGUAGCUGAAAAUCAGUUCUAUAUUCUUUUGGGAAUUUUUUUUCUCAGUUAUAAACUACCUUUCUGCAGACUUUAUGGAAAGAACCUUAUCUUUUACAAUUAAAUUAAAAAAUCUGUCCAAUUCAGCAGAUUUCCUUUGGAUCAGAGUUAAAGCUGUUCAUUGCUAGAAAGGCAAUUUUAAAGUGAUUAAAUAAUACACUGUUCCUAUAUUUGGCUAACUUGGUAAUCCAAGUUCUGGUAAAAUCAAUUAUACAAUUCAUGUGUCAGAUAAAUUAUACUAGUGAAAUUCUAUUGGUUCAGACAAGAGCAUCUGCAGAAGUUGGGGUACAAGACACUACCAUCAAGUUUUUGCCAUAUUUUUUGCUGUGUCAUCAGGUGACUGAACUGCUGAAUUUCCAUUAUAAAAUUUGUACUUUAUUGUAGGUGAUUAUUUUAUAAUCUUCAGGUACUACAGAGUAUAAAUAUUUAAUUUUAAUGUGAACCACAUGUAUCAAAGUUUAUAUUCAUGAAAUUAUGUAAUAGGCAUUUUGGAAUCAAAGUCCUAGAAUCAAAACAAAUUUUCAUUAAAAGAAUCAUACAAAUUUAUUCUGA